Molecule: messenger RNA, 2157 nt
Organism: Caenorhabditis angaria
Lineage: Eukaryota; Metazoa; Nematoda; Chromadorea; Rhabditida; Rhabditidae
Source: the annotation of a GenBank genome assembly
AUGAAUUGCCCCCAAUUGUAUCAUAUUUAUUUCCAGGUCGGUCGACUUCCCGAAAAAUUCGUCGGUCGAAUCACAGUCGCCGUCGUCCGUGGUCUCACAUAUCUAAAAGACGAAAUCAAAAUUCUACAUCGCGAUGUGAAACCAUCAAAUAUGCUUGUAAAUAGUAAUGGAGAAAUCAAGUUGUGCGAUUUUGGAGUGUCUGGAAUGUUGAUUGAUUCGAUGGCGAAUUCGUUUGUUGGCACUAGGAGUUAUAUGGCGGUUAGUUGGAAUUGGCGGGAAAAAAUAUUACGAUGCUCCUUUAAUCCUUGUCCGAAAAUUAUCUAGGGCUGAUUCACGAACGAAAAAAAUGUUUAAAAAUGUUUUUUAACAUUGAAAGAUCAAUUCACGAAAAUUCAAAAAAUGUCGAAAAAACAUUGUAGGUCAAAAUUAGUUUUUCGAGUUUUUCACCCAAAAAUGAUGACAAAUCGAUAUUUUUCAAGCUCCUGGAGUAAUUUCUGAUGAAAAUAAGCUUUGAGAACCCUAUUUUGCUUUAUUUUAUGAAUUUUUUCGAAAUUCAUAAAAUUUAAAAUUUUUUUAUUUUACUAAAAAUCAGCAAAACCUUCUGGAAAGUCAAUUUUCAUCAGAAAUUACUCCAGAAGCUUCAAAAAUAUUGAUUUGUCAUCAUUUUUGGCUGAAAAACUUGAAAAACUAAUUUUUGACCUACAAUGUUUUUUCGACAAUUUCUGACUUUUUGUGAAUUGAUCUUUCGAUUUAAAAAAACAUUUUUUUCGUUCGUGAAUCAGCCCUACCUCUUAAAUCCCCAUUUUUCUAGCCCGAACGAUUAACCGGCUCCCACUACACAAUCUCCUCUGAUAUCUGGUCAUUCGGUCUCUCGUUGGUCGAAUUAUUGAUUGGUCGAUAUCCGGUUCCAGCUCCAUCAAAUUCCGAAUAUGCCACAAUGUUCAAUGUGCCGGAAAAUGAAAUUGAAUUGGCUGAUGAUUUGGAAUCUGAACCAUAUCAUGCACCAAAUAAUCCGGCGGCUAUGGCUAUUUUUGAAAUGUUGGAUUAUAUUGUUAACGGACCACCGCCUGCGUUGCCCAAACACUUUUUUAGGUUGGAAAAUGAGGGAUUUUGGUCUUUUUCAUCUGAAAAUUAUGAAAAAUCACGAUAUUUCAGCCCGAAAAUGCGAAGAAUCCAUAAUUUUCACCCAAAAAAGUCUGACAAACUCUAAAUUUGACUGAAAAUCCCCCUGGCUGAAAAUUUGGCUGAAAAUCCAAUUUUCCAUCUGAAACUUAAAAUUUUGGAUGAAAAAUUGGAUUUUCAGCCAGGGAUGCGGAAGCUAUGCCCAAAUUUUCUGAAAAUUUUAAAAAAUCACGAUAUUUCGGCCCGAAAAUGGGUAAUAGCGAUAAUUUUCACUGUUUCUAUAGACCCAGGAAAGUCUGAAGAUCUAAAUUUGUCUGAAAAUCCAGUGUUUCUUGGAUUUUCAGCCAAAUUUAUAGCCCUACUCCCACCCUAGCUGAAAAUUUGGCUAAAAAUGCAAUUUUCCAUCUGAAACUUAAAAUUUUAGAUGAAAAAUUUAAUUUUCAGCCAGGAAUGCGGAAGCUAUGCCCAAAUUUUGCUGAAAAUUUGAAUUUACUUGAAAUUGCACUUAAAUUUUGAGCACUAUACUGAUAUUUUGGCUAAAAAUCCAAUUUUCUAUCUGAAACUAAAAAUUUCAAAUGGAAUUAGAUUUUCAGCCAGGGACGCGGAAGCUAUGCCCGAAUUUUGCUGAAAAUUAUGAAAAAUCACGAUAUUUCAGCCCGAAAAUGUGAAAAAUCGAUAAUUUUCACUGUUUCAGACUCAGAAAAGUCUGAAGCUCUAAAUUUGACUGAAAAUCCAAUUUUCUAUCUGAAACUAAAAAUUGCAAAUGGAAAAUUGGAUUUUCAGCGGAAGCUAUGGCCAAAUUUUCAAAUUUUUUCAGUUUUUUUUUGCCGAUUUUUGCCCCCUCAAACCUGAUUUUUCAGCCCAAAUGCCAUAAAUUUCGUCUCAAAAUGUCUGAAAAAGAUGCCAAGCGAACGUGCGAAUCUCAAAAGUCUAUCAUUGGAUCCAUUUUUCGCCGAAUACGCCGACCAAGAUGAUCAAGGAGAAUUUGCGGAAUUUGUACGGAAAACGAUCGAUUUGCCGAAAAUGGCAAGUUAG